AUGACCUCCGCUCCGAACCCAGCCUUAUCCGCCCUCAUCGAGCGCAACAUAGCCUACGCCAAAGCCCACACGCCCAUCGUAACCAACACCGAACUAAAGGCCUCCGGGAUCCCCGCUUACAAAACGCUCAUCAUCACCUGCACAGACGGACGCAUCCGUCCGGAGAAGAUUCUUGAUAUUGAGCAUCCCCAUGAAUUCCUCAUUUCGCGCAACUCUGGCGCUCGCGCGCGCCCUGCAAUCGCAAAUCUGCUUGCGCUCGACGAGCUCGUUGGGCUUGAGAUGGUGCUUGUUAUCGGGCACACGGAUUGCGGGGCACGUAACUUCGACGAGGAUGCGAUUCGCGAGAGGUUGAGGGAGCGGGUGCCCAAGGAGGAGGGAGCCCCGCGAGAGUAUGAGGGUGUUGUUGAGGGGUUAGAAUUUGGGAAGAUUGAGGGGAGUAUUGAGGAGUCGGUCCAGGCGGAUGUGAACUUGCUAAAGUCGUCGCCACUUGUAAGAGAAGGACUGAAGGGGAAUAUUUUCGGGGCAGUAUUCGACAUUGAAACAGGGAAGUUGAUGGUUGCUUGA
Messenger RNA from Aspergillus calidoustus, 564 nucleotides. NCBI's taxonomy places the organism in Eukaryota, Fungi, Ascomycota, Eurotiomycetes, Eurotiales, Aspergillaceae. The record is from the annotation of a GenBank genome assembly.